GUGCAACUCCCAUGUAUUUCUUUUUUUAAUUUUGACAGCGUUUGUUUUUAUGUUAUUUGUUUGCAGAAUUCGCCGAAGGAAGUUUAGCAAAACGAAUUUACCCAAAUUAUAAAAUAAAAUACAAAAUUAUUUGAAUUUAAAUGGCGCAGUUAGCUAUCCGUUCAUUAUGUGUAUUUUCUGGGAUACAAAUUACACGAGCAGUUCUUCGAAAUCGACCAAGAUCUAAAGCACCCGUUGUUAUAUCGGCAUUAAGAACUUAUGGAACAGCAUAUGAAGCUGAUGGUAAAACGAAAGUCAAUAUACUAAAUAAGGAACUUGAUUUGGGACUUAUGAUCAAUGGAUUUAGUCAAUAUGGGUUCCGAUUGAACAAUGAUAUGGUUAUAGUAGGACCUAUGGCUAUAUUUCCAAGAUCGGUAUUGUCAUGGAAUAUAAGCAGCUUUGAAGAGAUAAAUGAGGAUAGUUUGAGUAUAUUUUACACAUUAGAACCUAAAAUAGAUGUUUUAGUGAUUGGUAUCGGUGAUCAGAAAGUCACACCACAACUAUCUAUGAAAAUAAUACAAUUUAUGAAGAAAUAUAAAAUCAAUGUUGAGAUAUUGACCACCGAACAGGCUUGCGCAACGUUUAACUUCUUAAACGCAGAAAGUCGUAUGGUUGCUGCAGCUCUAAUACCUCCCCUGCACAUAACAUACAAUGAAAAUAACGUACUUCAAACUAAAUUAAGGCAAAAACAAUUGUAUCAGGUUGAUGAUUUUUAAAUAUAGUUAUAUUUUAUUCGUUUGUUGAUAACAAUUUAAAAUA
This is a messenger RNA of Episyrphus balteatus (marmalade hoverfly), 798 nucleotides long. Its product is annotated as NADH dehydrogenase [ubiquinone] 1 alpha subcomplex assembly factor 3. The record is from RefSeq and is a predicted model, not a curated record. Lineage: Eukaryota; Metazoa; Arthropoda; Insecta; Diptera; Syrphidae. Gene Ontology annotation, cellular component: mitochondrial inner membrane. The transcript is spliced from 4 exons. The coding region runs from base 141 to 755 and encodes 204 amino acids. Gene Ontology annotation, biological process: mitochondrial respiratory chain complex I assembly.